Messenger RNA from Magallana angulata, 1560 nucleotides. RefSeq names its product deoxyribonuclease-1-like. Gene Ontology annotation, molecular function: DNA nuclease activity. Lineage: Eukaryota; Metazoa; Mollusca; Bivalvia; Ostreida; Ostreidae. Gene Ontology annotation, biological process: DNA catabolic process. The transcript has 9 exons. The coding region runs from base 81 to 1436 and encodes 451 amino acids. The record is from RefSeq and is a predicted model, not a curated record. Gene Ontology annotation, cellular component: nucleus.
CAAGUUCAUUAAUACAUUAAAAAAACAUCAAUCGGUGAAAGCAGACCGAAUGGCAAGUCAUGGAUUAGUGAUUUGUUUGGAUGGGGCAAAUAGAUAACCUACAGAAACUCUACAGAUGCAGAAAGCGUUGUGAACUUAGGACCAUGCGGCUGGUCACGUUUGUAGCACUUCUGUGUGGCCUGGCCCAUGUUAAGGGAGAUAUAUCAGAACUGGACAUCUUUAAGGACGUGCAACCUUUGAGAAUCGGGGCCUUUAACAUACAGAUUUUUGGAGAGACCACUUUCAUGAAAUCUGAAGUACGCCAUGAACUUAUAAAGAUUUUAUCGAGGUAUGAAAUUGUUUUGAUACAAGAAAUUCGAGACUCCUCUGGACUCUACCUACCCCUACUGGUGGAAGAGAUAAACAAAGCUAAACGACAAGAUGAGCCGUUCAGCCUCGUUGUGAGUGAGCGUCUGGGACGGUCCACCAGCAAGGAACAGUACGCCUACCUUUACAGAAAGAAAUAUGUUCAUCUGAGUGAAACAUACACGUAUGAGGACCCCUUAGAUAAAUUUGAGAGGCCUCCAUAUUGUGUGAAAUUCCAUACGGAUAUGUAUGGGAUGCAUGAAUUCGGAAUUAUCGGACUACAUGCAAAACCAGAUGAUGUCUUUAACGAACUGAAUGAAUUAGACAGAGUAUACGAGGUUGUUAGCAGUUUAUUCGCUACACCCAAUAUCCUGAUCGCGGGAGAUUUAAACGCGGACUGUUCUUACAUCAGUAGGCAGGAGUUAAAGGAGCUCUCUAUUCGGCGGAACCCCGCCUACACCUGGCUAAUCUCCGAUAAUGAGGACACCACGGUCGGCUCCUCGUCGUGUGCCUACGACAGAUUUAUUGUUCAAGGAACCGACUGGCUUGAUAACAUCGUUGGCGUCAAGAUCUUCUACUUUGAAGUCGAAUAUCAGCUGCCCGAAGAACUGGCCGUGGACGUUAGUGACCACUAUCCAAUCGAGAUUGAGAUUCGUGGAAAGUGUUAUAGAGAUGAUCAGAGUGUUCCGCUGACCACCGUAACAAUUAAAGACGAACGGGUGAUUCCGUCCACUGACUUAUCCUACAUCCGGUAUAUCUACCAGAAAACGGACGAGAGAAUACCGACGUGGCAGGCGCAAGUCUACAAAAUCGACACCCGGAUGAACUACGUCAUUGCUGCGAAAGCAAAUGUUGACGUCACUAAAGUGGUUGGAGAAUUUUUCCAAUUCUACGAAGCUUUUGACCGGAAGUUGUUAAGUUUGGAAUCCAUUGCUAAAUUAAGAAAAGUCCUGAACGGGUUCCAAUGCUUUCAAGACCCUAAUAUUUACUGCGUGGACACACCAAAUCUUUCUGUUGUCAACCUUUCUGUCACGUGUUCUCUCGUUGACCCCUUCACCUGUAAAAUGGACGUGUCGAGAUAUCUAUCUUAGCGUUGACCGAGGAUGGUUAUAUGGUUCCGUGUUUAAUUAUUGAGCACUUUCUUUUAAACUUAUUAAUUUUCCCCUUUAUUUAUAGAGUGUCAUAGACUCUUGAAUAUACAAAGUUUUUCACUUC